Caenorhabditis elegans is the source of this 1415-nucleotide messenger RNA. The record is from the annotation of a RefSeq genome assembly. NCBI's taxonomy places the organism in Eukaryota, Metazoa, Nematoda, Chromadorea, Rhabditida, Rhabditidae.
AUGGACGAAACUGCAAAAUGGUUUACUUGUUUUGAAUGGGAGCAGGUUAUCAGAGAAAAAAAGUACAUCGAAGCUACUCAAGUUACAAUCAGAGAACUGGAGAUGCUGAAAGAAGAUAAGAAGUUAACCUUACGUGUCCCACAAGCAUGUAAUGACAAGCUUCCGUUCGAUUACACUUGCUGGUCAAAAUAUCAAAAGAUGGGAGAUCAUGUUGUGAGACAUGAACCAGUUUAUGGAAAAUUUCAACUGUUCGGUCAACGAACAACUCAUGUCAAAUGUACACAAUUUGAAACAGGAUGGAUCACACGCCAUUUCCCUACGAAGGAUAUGUUUACCUACAUUACACAGUCCACAGCAAUGACUACCAGCUACCGGAUUUCAAUAACAUCAAGAGAAGACUUCCGAAGUAUAUCACUGCAGUUUUGAAAACCGACGUCAUUCCACACCGUACCAUCAGAGGAGCUUUGAAAGUGGCGAGAGACAAUGAUAUCCCAAUCACGUCCAAACAGAUGCAAAACCAGUUUCGAGGUCAUCCUACUGCAGUACCUGGGAAAAGUGGUCCACGUCCUGCAACAACUGUAGAGCAUCUGGAAAAGCUGAAAACAGAACUCGAAGAUGAGGUUAUGUUCAGCAUCGACUCAAACUCUAAUUUGGCCUUCACGAUCUACAAGCAUUUCCCAGAUGCAAUGAAGCUAUUCAUUGCUGGCUGUCCAGAAGAGACUGAAUUAGACGAUUGGAGAGAUGAAGUGGAGCGUAUUUGUGAUAUGGACUCAACAUCACGGAAGUCAGCUCUUAAAAUCCUUCUUGAAAGAACCACUGAUGGCAUACGAUUCAAAGCAAGGAUUUUUCUGGACUCUACUUUUGAACUUACCGAUGGCUAUGUAACUGUCGUUAUGGGCGAACUAAAUAGUUUCAGAACAACCACAUCCGACAAACCACGAGUUAUUCCUCUGGCAUAUAUGAUCCACACGGACAAACUGGCAACAACUCAUGAAGCAUUCGCCAAUUGGCUCACCGACAAAUUCAAUGCCAUUGGAUGGGGAGGUCGUAGAUGUCCGUGUCUACUAGUUGAUGGAGAAGCUGCGCUUGUCGUUUAUGCUGAAAAGCUAGACACUGACCUUGUCAGAUGUGAUGUUCACAUCAUGAGCCUCAUGCAACACAAGUACGGAAAGAAAGUGUUAGAUUCUGACCGUAAGCUCCUAUUUGGAGAAUGUAGAAACGACACGUGGAAAAGAGGAUUACUUGGCAGUUUUUCUGAAGCAGAUUUCGAUGAAAGCCUCAAAAAAGUUGAAACGAAAUUGUCGCCCAACGUUUCAGACUGGUACUUAGAUCUACUGAACUAUUUAAUUUCAAAAUUUUAUUUUAGGGUUAAGCGAAACCGUUUCAUGUUGAUUCUCAAUGCAUCUGUACUAUAA